Scophthalmus maximus (turbot) is the source of this 2855-nucleotide messenger RNA. RefSeq lists its product as uncharacterized. The record is from RefSeq and is a predicted model, not a curated record. Lineage: Eukaryota; Metazoa; Chordata; Actinopteri; Pleuronectiformes; Scophthalmidae. The coding region runs from base 1823 to 2659 and encodes 278 amino acids. The transcript is spliced from 2 exons.
AGAAGGUACACUUCAGUCUUAAAUAUGAACUCUGCAUCUCAAUAUAUGAGACAUGGACUGGCUAAGAGUACAAUUAAAAUGUAUGACUCUGCAUGGUCCUAUUUCACUUCAUUCUGUGCGACUUUCUCUGCUCCUGUCAUGCCUGUUAACAUCCCGAUGAUUUGUGCUUCCAUUGUUCACUGUUUUAAAUCCCGAAAAAUGCAACCUUCUUCCAUCAAAGCAUACGUAGCAGGUAUUCAGUUUAAUUUUAGAUGUGCGGAUCCCUCAGUACGUAGCCUGCUCUGGGAUUUCUCCAUACACCUCCUCUUCAACGGCCCCAAAAAAAGAGCAGCCAGGUGUCUCACCUUAGGCAGGGGUGUUUUGGAUCUUAUGCGGAUGCAUAACUGGAAUCGGUCUUCUUCACUGCAUUUUACGGGUUCCUCAGGUGCGGUGAAUACACUACUAGCUCAGACUCCUUUGAUCCUUUGCAUGAUCUUACCAUUUCUGAAAUCACUGUAGACUCUGACAUGUAUUCCAUCCACAUUAAACAUUCCAAAACACACAGGGAGGGUAAAGGUUCAACUGUCUUCAUCUCCCAAACUAAAACUGCUUUCUGUCCUGUAUCUUCAAUGAACCUGUACCUGCAACGGCAUCCUCGUGUGAGGCAAGACCAACCGUUGUUCCUGACCGGCAAAGGAAAGGCCUUGUCAAGGUCAUGGUUCUCCUGUGCCAACGAUGUGGACUCCCCCCUCAGCAGUACACCUCUCACUCCUUCCACAUCGGCGCAGCAACAUCCGCAGCGGCCUUGGUUCCUACUUCUACUCUCAAAGCCAUGGGUCGCUGGUCUUCUUCAGGCUACGAACGUUACAUUCGCCCUGGAGUAAAUGAGAUCAUCUCGGCUCAAAAGGCCAUGAGUGCUAACACCUAACGAGACCAAUUCCUCACUGCGUAAUAAUAAAAAUGCUGCAUUUGAAAGUGGUUGGCUGGGGUUCAUUUCACAUAUUUUAGUAGCAUGCUUACUCUUUGCGAAAGCAUUAGGGUUAGCCAAAGCCUGCAGCAAGCCUGCUGUUUCACCUAGACAUUUCACAUAACUGCUGCAUGCUUGCUGCCACACAUAUAUAUUCACAUAACUGCAGCAUGCUUGCUGCCACACAUAUAUAGUCACAUAACGGUAGGUGACUUAUCAUAGGCGGCAUGCUUGCCUCCCUCCCAAAAGCAUUUGGGAUUGCUGAGGUCUGCAGCAUGCUUGCUGCUACACAUACAUAUUUCACAUAACGGUAGGUUGAUCUCUCGCGGGCGGCACGCGUACAUUCCUCCCAAAAGCGUUUGGGAUUGCUAAGGUCUGCAGCAUGCUUGCUGCUACACAUAGAUAUUUCACAUAACGGCAGGUUGACCUCUCACGGGCUGCAUGCUUGCAUCCCUCCCAAAAGUAUUUGGGAUUCCUGAGGUCUGCAGCAAGCUUGCUGCUACAUAUAGUAUUUUCACACAGUCCGGCUGAUGCCUACCAUGGGCAUUAUUCAGCACGGCGCUUGGUUCCGUUGUUUUGGGGGAUUUCUGCAUUGCGCUCCCUGUCUUAGCCUAGCAUGCGCUUUACUAAAUACAGGGAGCAUUAUCGAGAGCGGAGCCAUCAGCGCCAAACAUAACUGUAUUUCCAUUUGUUGCAAUAAAUGGUUAAAUCUAUGACGAGAGUGUUCCUGACUGAAAUGAAGCUUCGCGGUAGUUCAUGCAGGGCACGGUAGUCAUACGCCCGGGCCACAAUCGGCGGGCAGCCCGCUGAUUGAACAAUUGCCACGAGCCACGAACCAAUCUCAGCCCAUCCUCACUCAAGCAGGUUCACUUAAAUAUGACUCCCCCCGCACUGAUCUCCGCACACCUAUGCUAUCACACACGCUGCUGCUGGCAAAGCUUACCUCCUCCACCCCAGCCUCCACCUAUCUACUUUAGUCCUAACAUGUCUCAAAAAAUUAAGAAUGGUAUUCAAUGUGUUACACGGACCCACUCUCAUAUACCCACGGGGGGAUUUCUGCAUUGCGCUCCAUGUCUUAGCCUAGCAUGCGCUUGGCUCCCUGAUCCGAACCAGUUUGUCCUCUACACGAAGGGCAAGUGGCCCUCUAAAAAUCUGAAUACUAACCUACAGUCAGCCUGGAAGGACAUUGGGUUGGUCGGGGUGAUUAAUUUCACCCUCAUAAGGACGGCUGUGGCUACUUAUUAUGCAAAAAAGUCACAAAAUCCAAAGGACCGAAGGAAAGUGGCUGACUUCAUGUGUCAUGACACCAGAACGGCCGACAAAUUCUAUGUGGCCAACCCUGACCACUGUGAGGCAGAGGAAGUCAGGGCCCUGGUGAGCCAGAGCCUCCAUGUGGGCACCUCAGGAGACAAGGAGAAAAAGCAGCAGCAGCAGGAGGAGGAGGAGGAGAUGGAAGUCGGCGUUGACGUCGGCGAGGGCGGCAGCAGCAGCAGCAUCGAAGAGGACAAGGCGGCCCACUCAUCUUCCUCAGCUAACCCACCGCCACAGGAGGUCGAGGAGGAGGGCACACCAAAAAAGAAAAAGAUGAAAAGGAGAUGUAGAGUUGUCAUAAGUCCAUUUAAGUCUAUCCCAGACAGGAAGACGACAACUGAGCAAAGUAAGCAGAGGAUGAGGGUGAAGAGGCUCAGAUUCCCCCCCAAGAAAUACACUUAGGGAUUGUUUGAUGUUUGUGUGAUGUUUUGAUUGUUUUAUUGUGUGGUGUUUUAAAGCUUUUAUUGUGUGGUGUUUAGCUUUUAGAGAUUGUUUGUUUUAUUGUGUGGUGUUUUAAAGCUUUUAUUGUGUAGUGUUUAGCUUUUAGAGAUUGUUUGUGUGAUGUUUUAAUUGUUUUAUUGUGUGGUGUUUUAAAGCU